AAUGUUUGGCGCCUCAUAGCCCCCACACUGAUUGGUGGAAUGGUGCCAUGGCGCAAACCAUAUCUAGCUUGAUCUUUUAUGAAUGUUUGGGUGAAUAUCCUAUAAUUCUAAGAGUUUGUGAAGAUAUCAUUUACAAGGUGAGUGGAAGUGUCUAAAUAUAGGCAAUGGCCCUUAAAAGGUUAAGAUAAAGAUUCAAUACUUACAUAAAAAUUUCCCCAUUUCUCCCAAUUGUAUUUUGGAAAAUCUGAAUCUUAAGGCCAGUAACAUAAACUACAGUGAGAUGGAAAAUUUAAUUAUUGCAACCCAACUGCACUGUGUUUGCAUCCUCAUCUUCUGCGAACACAGGAAAAAGUUAAUGACUAAGGGUCUAUUCACUGCGGAGUCCAGAAAGGGUCAAGUCUAGAAAUACAUUUAGAGGUCAGGGAAAUCUGUUCCUUGAGUUUAGAUCACAUGCACACAUCUGCAGUUAGAUUGGUGUCUGUGAUCAGCCAGUUGUGUGUAAAUCUCCACAUGGAAAUAGAAAUAAACAUAAAAACCAGAUGUAAACUAAGGGUUAGGGGGUGUUGAUACAUUCCUGUUAUAUUCAGGGUCAAAUGUGUGUUUUUUUCACCUCAGUCUCGAGAAUGUUGUGGAAGAAUUUAAUGUUAAAAGGUAUAUUUUUACAAUUGUUCAAUAAUUGUUUUCCUUUGAUGACUUUGUAGAUACUUCCCGAGGUCUUGCCUCACUCCCAGUUCCACAUUUUGGGUUUUUUCAUAAAAAGUUUUUCCAUUGCAAGAGGGUCUGUGACCCCAAAGGGGUCCCCACAGUUUCGUCUGUGAGGUAACCAAGAUUAUAUUUGUAAAAUUACAUUAAUACAUGCCAAUAACACACCCACAUGUGUAAGAUAUUUAACCCUAUGUCUGUAUAAAGUUAAUAACAAAUCACCUUUUGUGUGUGCAUGUUGGUAGGAGUUGGUGUUGGGGGUCCUGGCUUGUCUUGGAAACAGGAAUAGAGGUUCUCAGGGAACAGGAGUAGGAACCACAGCUCUAACAGAAUGAUUUGUGCCAGCACUCAGAAAGUCAGACCUCAGAUUUUAUCCAGGAUUUUGUUCAAGGAUUAGAAGAAGAAAAAGAAGAAAACAUCAUUUCUAUAGCGCCUCUCAAGAUAAAAAUCAUGAGGCGCUUAACAGAAACAAAAAUUUCAAAUAUAAAAAGAAAUUUGAAAAUGAUUAAAAUAUGUUUAAAAUUAGCAAAAAUAGACAAUUGCGAUUACAAAUGUAAAGAAAGAGAGAGAGUGAAUAGGAAAGAGGGAAAUCAGUGGAUCCCGAGGAAGGUGGAAUAGGUGGGGAGAGCAGAAUAAGGAGAGGGUGAUGAAGGUCACACCAAAAGCCAACUUGAACAAGUGAGUUUUCAGCUGCUUUUUAAAGGAGACCACUGAGUCCACUAAUCUCAGGCUCAGGGGGAGAGAGGUCCAGAGUCUGGAGGCCACAGCAGCAAAUGAUCCAUCACCUUUGGUCUUUAGCCUGGUGCGCUGCACAACCAGUAGGCUUUGAUCACUGGACCUCAGGGACCUGCUGGGGUUGCAGGGACUGAGAAGAUCACCAAUGUAAGAUAGUGCUUGUCCAUGUAAGGCCCUAUAGACCAGAACCAGGAUCUUGAAAUGAACCCUGAAGUUGACUGGCAGCCAAUGAAGCUGGAGGAGAAGCGGAGUGAUGUGGGUGUGUUUGGAGGACUUGGUCAGAAGCCGAGCACAGGCAUUCUGUCCACCUGUAGACGGUUCAGGGAGGUUCUGCUCAGACACGUGAAAAGAGAGUUACAGUAGUCUAAGCAUGAGGAGAUGAAGGUGUGGAUAACUGUCUCAAGUUCAGAGCGGGACAGAAUGGGACUCAGCUUAGCAAUGUUCCUGAGAUGGAAGACGGAAGAGCGAACAAGAGAACUGACAUGAGAAUCCAAGGUGAGAGCUGGGUCAAAGGUCACACCAAGAUUCCUGACAGAAGGUUUGGUGUGAGAAGCAAGCUGACCAAGAGAGUCUCUGACUUUGGGAACCAGCUUGUCUGGGGCACAGAUGAGGAUCUCAGUCUUAUCUUCAUUCAGCUGUAGAAAGCUCCCAGCCAUCCAGAUUUUGAUAGAGUCUAAGCAGGUGUGUAACAGCUGCAGCUUAGACAUCUCAUGGGGCUUAAAGGAGAUGUACAGUUGGAUGUCAUCUGCGUAAAGGUUGUGUUUGUUUGUAGCAGCUAUUGAAAGUAGUUAAUCAAGUAAUUUCUAAUCUAACUUGGUUACGUUUGACAUACAGUAAUCAAUGAAGUAACUUAGUUACUUUUGAAUGGAGCAAUCAGUAGUCAGUAAUCAAACUACUAUUUCAAGUUAACAAUGGCAACACUGCCCCCAACAAAAAUGCUCCAUAAAAUAUAAUAAUUUACCAUCCCUAGUACUCUGAAAUCGGCUAUUUUAUUUGUAAAAGCUACAAUAACGUCACAUGACCAAAUGUCACUACUGUAGUCCUUGUGUUUCGAUGUAAAAUUUAACCAAAUAUAACACUUCUUGUUUCAUACAUUUCUUCAAUGUUUGCUGAUUGCUGUGAUUUAUGUUUUCGUCAGUGUUUAGCUGGGUGACAAAAUGAAGUUUUUAACUCGAUCAUCAAACACCUACACGCAGACACACAAGAACUCGGCUGAUGGGGUGGCAUGAGCCUGUAAUAAGAUCAAUAAGGCAUCGCUCGGUGGUGUGUUCUGGUUUCUGGGAGCAUUGAUGAGGCCCCUGAUGUGCUGACUGGGAACAAUUAGUAUCAGUAAGAAGCACUAACAGGGCUUUGAGUGAUGACGGUUGUGACUGGAUGUCUGAAUUCAUGUGUGCAAGUGUGGGUGGGUGAGUCAUCAUCAUCCAGACACAGGAGUCCCAUCCCUCUGCUCUCGCUCACACACUCAGCCAUGUACUCUUCUAUAAACACACACACACACACACACACACACACACACACACACACACACACACACACACACACACACACACACACACACACACACACACACACAAACCUGGCAGAUACAGAAAGAUUAGCCAAAUCCAUCUGGCAGGUUCACUCUGCUGAGCAAGUAAAUGGUCAUCCUUGGUCCAAAUGAACUUGCCUGUGCAGAAAACCAGCUCUCAUUUGUGCAGUAAAAUAAAAAAUCAACAAAAACAUGGCAUAGCAGAACAAAACAAACACGACCUGAUGAUAAUUAUUGGAACAAAAUCCUUGAAAACUGAGUCACAGAAAACAGGUCAGCUGUGAGACUAAAGAAUGUUCCGUUGUUAGUAGGUUUGAAUGUGAAAAAUGUGCUAAAUGUUAUGCAGCUCCACUACAUCUUACAUUUGUUGAAAAUGUAAUUGCACAAGAAGCCUGUUUUUGUAGCUUCUAGUAACAUCUGCAGCAGAAUCUUAAGUCUGACCUGUGGUUGAACUUCAUGGGGUGUCAGCUACUGGAAAGAUUAAUGAUAAAUAAAUAGACCAUGUUUAUUUUUUGUGCCUUUUUAACCUCGUCUAGAUUUCUCUUUACAAAGAGUUUCUAUUUCACCAGCUCAUGCAGUCAUACUCUUUUGUUUGAUAUAUGUGUACACUGUAUGCAAAUCUUUGCAUUCAUGUGCUGAUUAUUUACACUGUAAAAAGUAGCUGUGAUUUAUUUGCAAAUAUGUAAUGUCAGCUGGAUGCCAGUAUCUUUUAUAGUAAAGUUACAAUACUUUGUCUCAUAUUCAGUGACUUACUUAAGUAAAUUAAGUCUUAUUAUAGUAGUUUUACUAAAUUUUAAAAAGUAUAGUGACUCAUUUUUACAGCUGAAUGAGUCUAAGUUUUCAACAUAUAGCAGGGUCCUCAACUAAAUUUGUUCAAGGGUCGAAGUUUUCUUUUCCAGCAGACAACGUGAGGGCCAAAUGCUCUUCUAAAAAAAGUUUAAUUAGUAUUGUAUCUUAAGUUAUUAAUAUUUAAAACAGCUUUGUUUUCCCUCUAAACCGUUUUGAUUGUGGUUUUAGUUGUGGCUGGAGAACGUAAACAUUUAUUGAACAUGAAUUUUGCUGCUGAACUUCAAAGUCCCCCAAUCGGGGGGCGUUGGGCCCAAAGGGGCCAGGUGGAAAGGUCUGGCAGGUUGGAUGUGGCCCAAGGGCCACCAGUUAAAGUUCACUGACAUAGAGUAUGACUGUAUUUAUUGCAUAACAUUAUUUUUUAUUGUGCUUUUUUUUACUGUAUUUAUUUUUUUAUUUUCUUCUAAAGGUUUUAGAAUUUUCAGUAAAUAUAAUAUUAUUUAAAAUAUAAUAAUAUAAUGUAAUAAUAGAAACUGUUAAGUAUUAGUAAACAACAAAAUAAAUUGUACUAACAUUGACAUGAAGCUAUGUCUUGGACAAAGCCACAUAUUUUGACAUCGGAGUGCCACAUGGCUGGGAACUAAGCCCCUGCAUUUCUAACUGAAUGGCAUCUUUCUACACUUUUUACUUCUGCAUUAACAUUACUGAGAAGCUCUUUUCAACUCACAAACUUUCUUUUUAAAUGAAAAAAAAAAACUGAGACAGAAAAUGUAAACGUAAAAUCAUUUUGACACAAACUAGAGGCUUUUUUAGCUUAGAAAAAAUGUACAAUUUUUUAAUACAUCUCUACAACAAAAAUAUAACUUAUUACUUGUCAUUGCAUUAUGAACUGUAUGGACAUAAUAUAGAUGUAUUGGACAUAAUAUGCUGCAUCAUUCUUCUAGAUAUUAGAUCACUAAUAGGCAAUUUUCCUUUUAUUACAAUGAACAUGAAAUAAACUCAAUACUUUUACCAUUUUUUUCUCAUAUUUAAAACUCAGUCAGCAUCGUAGAUAAAAAACCUUGUUUUAAUUGACAACGUGUGUGUGAGCAGGAUUAAUCUCUUUGUGUGUUGUGUUUUCUACCUCAGCUGUGGUCUAGUUAGAACAGUUGCUAACUGGCUGGGGUUCUGGUUGGUCUCGCUGUGUCCUUUUUUUUCCAGUACUAGCGUGGUUGAGUCGUGACACGGAGCAUGUGUGCCUCUCUGUUCACCCGUAUGUGCCCGAGAUUCUGCAGGAGCUAUGAAAGCUCGUGUAAAGAUGGACAAAAACAGUUAUUUAUGAAAGUCUACUUGUCUGAAACAGAACAGCACCAAAUCAACAUGAAGUAAUGUAGCUGAUUGGGGAAAAUUGUGGAGUGUCAUGUAUAAAAUUAUUUUUUUCUGUUUUUAUUUUCUUUCUGUUUAAUGAUGCCAAAGUAAAACAUGUGUAACAGGAUUGUGCUAAGGUCUUGAGUCACCCUUCAUGACUGGACACUUUCUUCCAAGCAAUCAGAAGUUCUUGUCAUCUUUUAAAAUUGUCUUCAGGGUUUUUCCUGCGUUCAAAUUUGCGUGGCGGCCGCCUCCAGCUAUUUUUGUGCCGCCCCAGUCUGACUUCACUCCGCCCCCAGCUAAAUGGAUGUUAUUUUAACUGCAGUUGUAGCAUUGCGCCACAAUGGGGGCGCUGUAUCAGCAGCAGUGCACCAAGAAGUGCUAAAACCACUGCAGAAAAAGAAGAUCAAAAACUGAUUUUCUCGCUAGUUGGUGCAUAUCUAUGGUUGGUGCUAUUGUAGUGUCCACUUUUCACUCUGUCCGGGGGGGAAGGGGUUUCCUACAUUGAUCAAAAUGUCCGGUUUUUCAUCCAGGAGCAGGGAUCGAAUAAUGGGGGCUAGAUAUUUUUCAGGGAAAGAUCCAGUUUCUGCCAGUAUUACAAUAUUUAUGGACUCUCAGCGUAGCGGGAUUCUGUUGAGAGUGGCUGACGCAGAGUGCUGAUCGUUGGUGCGCCCCCUGCAUCCGGCGCACGAUACAUUCUCAAGGUGGCGCAGCAAAACAUUAUUAUUAACACAUGACCGUUCAUAUCUGUUUAUAUCCUCUGGUAUUCUGUCUUUUAAUCGUUCCUGACGCGCUCUGCUCAUCGUGUGCUGCGGUGAUUUCACCUCACUGACGCAGCAUCGAAACGCACACUCUGCUUUGUGGUCAGGAGAACCCUUUGAUCUGCUCAAAAGUAACUGAUGAGGUGAAAAGGUAAGAAUCUAGGCAGCAGUUUUUCUGGAGAGUUUAGAGGAGAUGCAGGAAGAUGAGAGACAGACAGGACAGGAAAAUGGUUAAAUAAAAACAAGAAAACAAAGCUUGAAAGUAAAAUGUAGGUAGAUUUAUGUCCACUACAUGUUUUUACCUGUAUAAAACAAUAAGUUAUAUUAUAUACAUGUAAUAUUUAUACAUCUGAUACAAUUCAGAUCACCUUCAAAACUCAGUCACACACCCAGAGCCGUUUCAAGGCAUUUUGGGGGCCAAGGCAAAACAGAACACCCCCCUAACCCGUACAUAAUAGACAUGCAAUCAUUACAUUGUUAACAGCAGAAAUUAAAUGUUAUUACCAUUUCCAAUACAAAUGCAUGUUAAUGAAAUGCAUUAUAUUUUACUGGAUAUAUUUCUGUGUUAUUUUGACUAAGAUGAGUGUUAUUAAUACAAACCUAAAAUGUUACUGAAAUGUAGGUCAAAUAUUUAAAAAUAUUUUUAACUAUAAAUAUCAGAAAAAGGGAACUUAAUACUAAUCUAAUGUAUAUUAUUGAGCCUUUGAUGAUAUUUAGCCUUUAAAAAAGGGAGGCAGUUGAAUGCACAGAGUGUGCAUGUGCUUGCGCAUGGUCAGGAUGCUACCGCCUCCGCCUCAAUUUGAGCCAGGAAAAAUCCUGGUCUUGAUCAACAGUUUUUCGGAUUUUUUAAAGUUUUUCUUUAAACAGAUUUUUUUUUACUCGUCUUCAUUCCUUACACUUGAUGGAUAUAAGUCUGUUGGCUUUUUCCUGUCAACAAGAGGAGCUCCCCCUGCAGAUUGAAGUGUGUUGAUGCAUGUGUUCAUCCUGUCACGAGACACAGGAGGUUAUGACUUUUUUGUAAUCUCAAGUGAGAUCCUGUUAGCGGCAUUAUAGUUACAUCUAAAGGGAAAUUUACGCAGUGAUUCAAAAUGCUUUGUUAUUGCAUUUUUAAAUGAGAAGAUUUGAUCAUCGUACAUAAAAGCAGGGUUGCAUUUGAUUCAGCUGUGUUGCUUUUAUAGCACACAGGCUUGCUUCAGUCCCUGGGCGCUCACAUUAAACACAGAUCCACUGAAUUAGACAGAUUAUUUUAUCUGCCAUUCAAGAUGCAAAGUCAUCUCCAGUGGACGAUGGUAACACUGUCAGGUCGUUCUCUUUUUGAUGGCAUCAGCCUACGAACAAGACUCAGACACACUCACGAAUACACACACACAUUAGGCCCGCUGUUCCACGAUUAAUGUAAAUACGUUUUCUUUUAGAAUAUGUCUUCAAUUAUCAAAUCUAAUAAAUAAUGGCUGUUAUACAGUUGUCCAGUCCUUACAACCAUUUUAAGACUUUUGGGGUAUUUUCCAAUUCUUAGAACUACAUUCAUAGUAGGCACUGUUUUGGCUAAUAGGAACUCUUGAGUGACGUAAUGUUGUAAUUUGUCUGUACACAAGUGAACAUUGGCUUGUCCAGUACUAAUAAAACUCCAUUUGCAUGAUUAAUUAAAGUAGAAGCCCUGUAACUGUUGCUGCUGUGACGUGUUUCUUACUUUGAAUGUGUGCAUCAUGAAUUGGUCCUGGUACUCUUUUGUUUGUGAUGCUUGUUUUAGCUCCACUGAAGUGAAAUUCAAAGACCCACAACACACAGUAACAGCACCCAUAGAGUAUGUUGAUAUUUUAAUAUUUAUAUUAAAUAUUUUCUUUAUUAGCAUUUGCAUUAUGUAAGAUUUCUAGAAAAGCAUCACUACAUUUGAAAUGAGAAGUAUUUCAGUUGGAAUUGUUCUUUCAACUGGAUGUUUGAUAAAUAAGCUGUAGAAAAUGUUACCGUUUAUAAUGUCGAUUAUGGUUUCCCUAUUUAACGUAUCCCUGUAUAUUCUGCAUCCUCUUUAGCAUUUUAACAUGUUCUUUAACUCUUCCUUUCACCCAAAUCUGCUCAUUCUCUGCAAUGUACUGAUGAUUUGUUUACACUCAAAAGGCCAUCAACAUGUCUGCACUCAUCCUAAAGUGCAACGCAAAAUCACGUGUGCUCAUGAGCCCUAUUAUUUGAAUUUUUGAAUUCAAAUAUGACUUAAGCUGUAAGUCAUAAUCAUCAAAAUCAUAAAGGCUUGAAAUAUCUGGCUUUGCAUGUCUAUGUUAUAGAUUAGUUUCACCUUAUAUUACCUUAACCAACCUUAUUUUAUUUAAAUUUCACCAAAUUGCUGACGUAAAUAAACUUUUGCACCACAUUCUAACUUCUCGAGUUUCGCCUGUACUUACAGAUGUGAUCAACACUAAAGCAUUCAUUAAAGAAAGAGAAAAGACUAAAUCUGAACCCACACAACAAUCGUUGGUAGUCAGCAGCAUCAGCACUGGGAUUUGAAUUUUCAGGUCCUCGUGGCUCCACCAGCUGUUAGCAAAAUAAAAAGUAGGUCAUGGCUGUGCACUUUACACUACUGUUGUCUCAUCGCAGGAUUUAUGUUGUGUCUUUAAGUGUCAAUUCAGCUCAUGCUUUACCUCUGGGUGGCACUCAAGCUGUCACUGGCUACAUCUUUAAAGGAACACUGUGGUGGCUUUAGAGACGCAUUUCAGCCGCUCAUUUUAUUAGUCAAGGCAGUUAAUUGCAAUUUACUGCUGUGUGAUCACUACAGAUGAGUCUGAUGUUUUGUUGUUCAUCACAUAAUCAUUAGGAAGCAGUUACAUAUUUAAAGAAAGGCUCAUACAGUCUUAAAUCUGAGUGUAAUUAUUUUCUUUUAAAAGUAAAAUUAAAAAUAAUUGUUGACAAGGCAGAGACAAGGCUGGUUAGUGAGCAGUAAGCAGGGUUAUAUGUAGAUCAGCCCUGCAGCACUAUGGGGUGAAAUGUCCUUUUCUGUUUCUUCAUAAAUGCACUUGUUUUAUUUAUAGAUGGGUUAAUGGAUGGAGGGAUGGAGGAGAAUCAGAGGGCUUCUACAUUCAAACAUUCCUUUUGUAUUGUGAGGUGUGUUUGAUUAGCCUUUGUUUGUUUGUUAGAUCCUGUCUCCAGAAAACACCCCAACCUUAUUACAGGAAAACUCUGAUCAGUGCUAAUGAAUGUGAAAGGGCAGAGCUUGUUUCUUCUAAAUGAAUAAGGUUUUUGAAGAAAACAAUUAAAUUGAAUGGAUAGUGGACCAAAAAAGAAAGGAAGUCAUUCAGUUAUAUUGUAUUUCUGUGUGAAUACGCUGUUAUAAAGCUACAGAAACACAAAUUGCUGCUUAAGAGGUCACACACUUUUAUUUUUUAGGGUUUAUGCUGGAGGAUUUAACUGAUGUUUUUUCGUCUGAUUUUAAUGAUUUAUCUAAAGUCUGACAGCUAAGCCUGACAGUAUUAAUAUAUAUAUUUUUAAUGAAGUCAUACGAAUGCUCCCUAAGGGACUCUGAACAUUUAAAAAGUUCAAAAAAUAAACAAAGAACUUUGAAUUUGAUAAUUAAACAUCGUGCACAUGCGUGUGUGUGUGUGUGUGUGUGUGUGUGUGUGUGUGUGUGUGUGUGUGUGUGUGUGUGGCUACAAACCACCAUCAUAAAUCUGGGUGCAGAUAAAAACCCAGGCUGAAUUAAUACUAAAGGCAAUUAAUGAUACAAUGAACAACAGCUGAGUCGCAAUUAGCUGAGGUGAACUAGGUGUGAAACAUCAAAGGAACUACCAAAAUAAAACAGGAAGUCAGUUAAAGCAGAACAAGAAAAUAGGUCACAGAUUAAAACCAGAUGGAAGCAAACGAACCACCGUACAGCAAAAAAGAAUUAAACCCAGAAGGAACUCUGGCUAUGAGGACAUGUAUACCCUAAUAAGCCACAAGUUUUCUGUUGUACCAAACUGUUGUUAGAAACACACAAAAUAUUGCUGUUUAUUUAUAAAUCUGUAAUAUUUAGUACAUUUUUGACAUACGUACGACGCCAUGUUUUCCGCACGCAAUGCACUCUGGGGGCGAUGAUGUAUGUUGGUUGCACUUGGAAGAAUAGCUAUUGAAGCUAGAGUUUGUUUACGAACUCACCGUAUUAAUAAUUAAGUAAAAUGCUGCAUUGUGCUGCUUUUGGAUGUAAUUUCCAAUUCAAAAGGCAACAAGGGAGUGAUGUGAUUUUACACAGCUUUCCCACUGGCAAGAAGAGGAGAAAGCAGUGGAGGAUGCCUGUGGAUGGACACAACUUCCCAAAGAUCUGCGGCUGUGUUCCCAACAUUUUUCUCCUGAUGCGUUUGAGGCUUACAGUCGAACUACUUAAAGAGCUCACCAGAGCGACUGGGUAUAAGAGAAGGCGGAAACUAAAUGCUUUACUGACCAUUUUCCCACACAAGGAGUCUAAACGCCCUCUGAGAGACGAGACGCUGGACGCUCUCCUGAGCCGACAACCCGCUCCUGCAGCUGCCGCUUCUGUCACAUUCAGCAAACCAUCAGACACGCCACUCGUCAUGGAUGAAGCUGAACAUUCACCUUUCCUGUCAGUAAAACAAGCAGUAAGUGUAGCAAUACAGUUUUCUCCAACUAUAUAAUAUCUGCAAAAAUGAUUAAAGUAGUUUCACUGAAUAUCCUAAUCAUCUAUAAAGCACACGACUGCUCUAGAUGCUAAUAUUCUCCUAAAUAAUUCAUAAAUGAAUAAGUUUGAUCACACGAUAGCUUACCGUUAACUUCUGCUGACAAAUGUGAGCACUCUCCCUCACAGUUACCAUGAAGACACAUUUGCCGCACACGCACCACUGGUUUUGUCCUACUCUCGCUUCAUUCCGCCCUUCUUGCUCUUCAUUUUGAUGCUCGGUUUGUGAAACAUCGUCAGUGAUGUCCUCAUAAUGUUUCACUCUGGUUCAAGUUGAAAAGGCUGAACAGAUGACAUGUUGACAUCGCUGAACAGUCACUAAAGCACAUAUGUCAGAGUCAAGGCCCGCGGGCCACAUCUGGCCCGCGGAGCAUUUUUAUGUGGCCCGCGAGAUAAAUAUCAAAAAUAUAUUAAAACUGGCCCGCUGGCCGAUUUUACCGCAAAUACUUCAACUCCCAUGAUGCUUUGCGGCGUCAGCGCGGAGCCGACGAAGCCCCCUCCUUUGUGUUUUUCCAGCGCCUGCUGCCGGUGUCUGCAGCUCCUCUGUCUCGGACAAACUACACUCCUCUCACCCAGCGCCGAGUUCACUCAGCUAUUUUCUGACGUUGAAGCCCAGAAACGGAGAUUCUAGCCGCUCAGUAAUGUGUUCACGACUGAAAGAGAAAGUUUUCCAACUAACGUCCAGACAGAGCCGAUAUAACUCCAGCGAGCAGCGACACGCUCAAACCAGCACGACUCUGUGGUUGUGUUUCCUCCCCGACACACAACAACGUGGUCAAGCUGCUCAUGUUCAUCAGCACAAACCUAUGUGAGCACCUGUUGUCAUCUAAUGUUGUCAUUAUUAUGAUGAAGAUGAACAAAACAACAGGAGUCUCCUCCUCAGCUCAGAUCAACAUGAUGCAGGUAUCUGGCUGGAACAGGUGAGCAUCACAGUAAACCAGUGGAGCAAACUGAGCUUUAAAUAUGUUGGUUUUCUGCUCUUUUUCUGCUCCAAAACAUGAAAGUUAACAGGUGAGAUGUUGCAUUUUCAUUUAAGAUAAAAUUAUAUUUUUAUUUUGUUGUUGGCCCGUGAGAAAAGAUUUAACCUACAGUAAACAGGAAGUGGAAAGGCUGCAGAUAGAUGAAUAGAAUAGAAAAUCCCUUUAUUGUUCCUCAGUGGGGAAAGCUAGACGUCACAGCAGCGAUGACACUUAUUACAGGAGGAAAAAAGGAGAAUAAAAAUAAGAAAAAUGAUAAAACAAGAAAACAUAAAUCCUGAAUAUAUUUUAAAAAUGCUGAAUAUACCACAAGUAAUGAAUACCACUGAUGCCUUUUAUUUAAAACUGACUUGCUUGUGUGUAAGUUGGUUAUUCCACAUUCAGUGUUAAUGCAGAAAUAAGUUUGUUUCUAAAUUUAAAGGUUCAAAAUUGCAUAUAUAUUGAUAAAGAAAAUGUGCAAAUUUGCUGUCACUUUUUCAAAAAUAUUAAGUUUGGCCCUCGACUCCGUCCCAGAGUUUCAUUUCGGCCCCUUGUGAGUUUGAGUUUGACACCCCUGCACUAAAGGAUCCCAAAGCUGGCCAGUGCAACCGAGGUACAACCAAAUCACGUCACUACCCAGAGUGCAGUGCGGCGCUAACAACAAUAGCGACAUACGAGUUAAACUAUUUUUACAAAUUUUAUAAAAAUGAAGACAUUAAGAAGGUUUUUUUACACCACUUUAAUAAAACUGAUACUAACAUUUAUAUUUUAAGAACCACAAGGUUUUGUAACCUGGGUUCCUUUUAAGAACCAUGGAAAAUAGACAUCGGUGGAUAUUUUUCACCACUUUUAUUUUAGUUUGCCAUCAAGCUUUUGCAUUUUCAAAAAAACCAAAAACCACUUUUCCACUUUUCCAAAAGUCCUUUUUUCUCUGCAGCUGCAUCUCACGCCAUCAAAUAACUGACUCAAUAAAACUCCAAACAGACUUUUAAUGAGUCACUAGACAUCUCAGCUUCCUUAUGGACAAAGGACUUUUCCAAUAAUACAUCUCACUCUCUGCUUGGUUGUCAUGCAUCUGCUGCGAUCACAGGAAACACUUGACAAGUAGUAGGCGUAGAGUCACGGCAGCCUACAACUACUUUAUGGUCCGUGGAUGAGCCUCUUUGAUCUUUGUCCUGCUGUAUCCUGGUGACCGAGUAUUUUCGAUACAUGUGAUUAGCAAUCACAGCUGGCUUUGGCAUGCUUGUCACUACUGAUCACUUGCAAUUGGCGGAUGCAGAGGCAGGGGCGGGUGAAAAGACAGAGGGAGGUUCAUGAAGCAGCAGAGGAGAGGAGAGAAGAGGAGAGGAUCAUUACAUGUUAGCUGCUUUGAUUUCCGACUUUGAAGUGCUGCCUAAUGAGGAGGGUUUAAGACGGCACACGUCUACGGGAAUCUGUUGAGCAGCUCAAAAACCAACAAUGCAGAGGAGGAACUCAGCUAGUAUCAUGGGACGGCAUCAGGACAAUGCACACCUUCUGAAACAGGUUCAGACGCCGGGCACCAGUGUGGUAGUGGACAUCGCAGUGAUGGGUGAGGCCCACGGCCUGAUCUCAGAUCUGCUGGCUGACCCCUCCCUGCCUCCCAACACCUGUAGCUCUUUAAAGGCAGUCAGCAACCUCCUCAGCACCCAAAUCAACCUGCAGCCGCUGCAUCGACCUCGCAUCCCCACGGACACACACACCUGCUCCGACUCAGAGGAGGGGCCGGAGAAAACGGAGAGACUGGCUAUUCCCAAGUGUCUGAGAAGAAGUUUGCCCCCAGGAUUGCUGAGGAGACUUUCAUCAACCUGGACCACAACCACCUCAGCGACAGGUCUGCCCACCAUCGAGCCAGGACCUGUACGCAGAGAUCGCUCCGCCAGCAUCAGGCUCACUCCAGACAGCAGUGAUUCAUGGAACAACUCACUGAUGAUGACCAUCUCAAAGAGCCGCUCCAUGUCCGCCUCUUGUACUGCCUCUGGCACUUCCAACCACCUGUACAGCAAACCACUCGGAAGACCAGGCUUUCCCCCUUCCAACAUAUCACCUCUGGGCUCUCCAUGCCCAUCUCCUCCCAUCCAGGGAAGCCCCGUCUCCAGUCCCACGAUAAAGAUGUGUUCAGCGCAGCAUCCUGAGCCGCCUGGGCCGCUGAUAGAGCAGCCACCUGACUCUGUGGCCCCCAAGAGCCAUCACAGAGCCUUAACUCACAGCCAGAGCGCCCCAAGCUCCACCACCAUUCACUGGCGGCCUCCAUCACUAUGCAGCAGUUGUGGCAGGCCGUUCAACAAUCGGUUAAACAAUGGAAUUGAAUCUGGCAGUAAAGGAGACAGACUACCCCACUCAGAUGAGCGUGCAGUAGCAUCAUCAGACUAUGACAGCACCUACGACAGCACCUAUGAGACCAACCACAGUGACAGCAGCGACUUUGCACAAAACGAUGAAGAGGGUGAAGGCGGCAAGAAGCCGCCUGAAGUCAGGGACGGUUGCAGAGACUAUCCAGCAGAGGGGGUUGUUCUUCACUCUCUUCAGGCCUCUCCAGAGCCUUUCCUGUUUCUUGAUGCCUCCACCUGCCAGAAAAAGCCUAUCUCUGACCUGGAGAGUCCAGUGAUGCCAGGACUGGAGUCCCUGAUGAGUCAGCUCAACAACUGGAACUUCCCAAUUUUCAGUCUAGUUGAAAAGACUCACGGCAAGACGGGCUGCAUCCUCAGUCAGGUUUCCUAUUGGCUCUUUGAGGACACGGGUCUGUUCGGAACCUUCAGGAUUCCCAUUAAAGAGUUCAUGAACUACUUCCAUGCUUUGGAGAACGGAUACAGGGAUAUACCUUAUCACAACCGAAUCCAUGCUACUGACGUGCUGCAUGCUGUGUGGUACCUCACCACUCAGCCUGUGCCGGGCUUACCCACCCUGCCGACUCAGAACGGAAUACACUCUGACUCCGUGAACAGCGUUACACCUGGUAUUACGGGGUUACUGGUGUCCAAACUGAGCUCUGUACUGGAGGAUGGGUAUGGUUCCCUCUCUGGUCUCAUUCCCGCCCUGGAGCUCAUGGCCCUAUACGUAGCUGCUGCCAUGCACGACUAUGACCACCCUGGAAGAACAAAUGCCUUUCUUGUGGCUACAAGCGCACCACAGGCUCUUCUAUACAACGACAGAUCCGUUUUGGAAAAUCAUCACGCAGCCGCAGCCUGGAACCUCUUCAUGUCCCAACCUGAAUUUAACUUCCUAGUUAAUCUUGAACAUGUAGAGUUCAAGCGGUUCCGCUUCCUUGUCAUUGAAGCCAUUUUGGCCACUGACCUAAAAAAGCACUUUGACUUCCUCACAGAAUUCAAUGCAAAGGUGGGUGACGACGGAGUAUCGGGAAUUGAUUGGAGCAAUGAGAACGACCGAUUGUUGGUGUGUCAGAUGUGCAUCAAGCUAGCCGAUGUCAACGGGCCACUUAAGUGUAAAGACCUGCAUCUGCAGUGGACAGAAGGGAUUGUCAAUGAGUUCUAUGAACAAGGUGAUGAAGAAGCAGCCAUGGGCCUUCCCAUCAGUCCAUUCAUGGACCGGUCUGCCCCGCAGCUCGCCAAACUGCAGGAAUCCUUCAUCACACACAUAGUGGGCCCACUGUGCUCCUCCUACGACUCUGCUGCUCUCAUGCCGGGGCGCUGGGUGGACCCGUCUGAUGGGGAAUUGGACCCAGAGACGGGAAAGGAGGAACAAGACACAGAAGAGGAGGAGGACAUCGCAGAUGAAGACACCUCCAUAGAGCUGCAAGAAACCAAAAAAAUGCACAGAAGAAAUGUGUUUUGCCAGAUCACGCAGCAUAUUUUGGAAAACCAUGAAAUGUGGAAGCGUGUGAUUGCAGCAGAAGCCUCUGAGGAGACCAAGGAGGCAAAGCCCAACUGCUUAGGCAACCCCAGUGAUCCCAUCACAGCGAUCCGCGAGGAGGAGGAGGAGCAAGUGAGCAAAGAGCAAGAGGAGGAGCUAGCGGACGACCUUGAUGAAAUGGAGCAGGUUUCAGCUUUAGAGGAAGAGGAAAUCCUUCCACAAUCAGAGACUUCAGGAGAAAAAGAGGAAGAUCCCAAAAGAGAUUAUGAACUUGAACCUCUUUUUAAACCAGGAAUCUGACCAUUUUGUUUCUUAACUGAACUCUUUCUAUGGUAGCCAGCACAUCACUUUGACACAACACUGUAGACGAUGUUUUGGGUAAAACGUGCCUAAAUAAAACAGGGUUAAGGACUGCGAUGAACACAUAAACCGGUACAUCUGACGAGGAGGGAGAUGAGCAAAGAGGAAGCAACGGAAGAAGAAACAAUAAUAAACUUUAAAUAUGGACUGAAUUUGUUUUCAGUUUAGUUUUUUACUCUGGAUCUGGUGAGCUGCCCUAACCCAGACCAAACACACGGAUCCACUCCUCCUGCAGAGUUCCACACUGUCAACCCAUUUGGAUGGAGACAUGCAGCAACCCUUUUCAUCAGGAAAACGGGAUGAAAAUCAGGGAACGCUGUGAGGGAGGAGUUGGUGGUUGUGCGUUGGGUACACUAACACAACACAGAUUCACCCAUGAACUCACUCUCAUGAUGCAGAAAAACACAUUCCACACACACAAAAUAUUUAACCAAGAGGUCUGUUGCUCAGAAAGCUUUACUUUUGCCUUUUCUCCCAGGUCUUUCUCUCACUCUCUCUACAGCACACCUACACGCUUCAAGGCCGCUCAACUCAGGAAGGCAGAAACACAAAGGACUUCCAGUGUCCUUCCAUCUAGCAGAUUUUUAUCCUCAUUUGCUUUCUGAGACAUUUUUAGAAAAGAAUGGGUGCUUUUGUAGAAUGUUACAGGAGUCUGUGAGGGAUCAAAUGCAGAAUCUUUGGGAAACAUUAAUCGGACAGGGUAGGGAUCAAUCUUUAUUACCCUACAUAGCUUAAUGACAUCCAGGUGGCGCUGUUUGUCCACAGAACUGUGUGUAGAGUCCCAGUUAAGGAUUUUAUUAAAUUCACAAAAGCAAAAGAGGAAAAUGAGGAAACAAUGAGGUCAUCUUUUAAGAAAAGCAGAAUAUGGGAGGAGUAUCAAAAACUGUUUAAUGAUGGUGUAGCAGGGGCUGAGUUGUAGCAAACAAAACAAAAUUCAUAAUUAGUGAAAGCACUUUAUGCAAAUGAGAAGCUGAUACUGUCAGUCUGCAGGAAGUAAAGCUGGACAGGUUGUGUUACUGGUCCUUUACUCGAGCUUUAAUGCAUCUUUUCUUACAGCUGAAGGAACAUGUCUUGCUUAGAGAAGCUGCAAGAGUUGAGCUGAUGGAUGUAAGAGAUAAAUGUCUGAACUGCCCUUCUGUCUUUCUGCUUUAAACCUUAAGCAGACAUGGAGUUUGAGCAGCUGCAGAUCCCCGACAGACGAGCUGAAGAGCAGGAUGGGACUAAAUGAUGACAGUUAUUGAUAGUUGGUAUGGUUUGGUGAGUUUCUGGGUUAUAACUGAUCACUUACAAAACCCAGCAAGCCAAAAACUUAAGUUUCCUUUAAACAAAACACCUUUUCCUAAUUUGGAUGGAAACAAACAAUCCGAUCAAUUAAACAAGCCUAUUUGCGUAUUAUUAUGUUUGGCAGGACUUGCUCUUUUGUAGUGCAGUUUCUUUACUGAGAAUGUGCUAAUACUGCUCAAAUUGUGAAGAAAGCCUUGGCUGCAUCAGUUGCACUGUUAUCAAAAUGCCCAUUGUGCACAAGAGGGCUAAAGUGUGCAGCAUAAUACCCUUGACUGCCUGUUGUCUUUGCUCUCUCACUCUUUGCUCAAGAGCUUGUGUGUAAUUCUGUGAAUCAGAAAGCCCAGCUGGAUCAGAAUUCCAGAUUAUUAUUCAUGUUUUAGUUUAAAGACUUAGAUGUGUGAUGAAUGUUCGCUCACUCGGCCUUCAGAGAAAGACCUGCUUUUGAAAAGCUUAGCACCAUUUUUUAUGUUAAAACUACUUAAUAGGAAGUAAAGUUAUAAGUAUUAAAUCUCUACAGAAAAAUGGUGCAAAGCUCCAUCAGGGUCAGAAGUGAGUUUCUCCCUUGAGUAGAGGAGUUUAGGAAUCGUGAUGUCUUUUUUAUGAGUGAUGGCAGAAGGAAACAACAGAUUGACAAAUUGAGGGCAGGAGAUUCAGCUGAACAAUCAGUCAAUUUAAGUUUGAAAUGAUUCUGAAAGUGUGCAAUCUAGAUCUCUCUCCUGGUUGGCUCCCGUUGGAGACUUUCCAGGCACAUCCCUCCAGGAGGAGAGACCUCAGGGCCAUCCCUGGUAUAGGAACACCUUGGGACAUAGUCGUCUGAUUUUCCACCCAGAUUUGGAUAAGGGACAGAAGAUGGAUGGAUGGAUGGAUGGAUGGAUGGAUGGAUGGAUGGAUGGAUGGUAAUUUACUCCAAGAUUAACAGUAUAUCAUAAAAAGGACAGAAUGGUCUAAUUCUUUUUAAAAGUUGGAUUUAAGAUCUCGUUGUAGCAUUUUUCUUCCACUGAUUUCUUGAUGCAAUUCAUUAAAGGCCAAGUUCACUGAGAAACCAUUUCUACUUAUUAUUUUUUUCAAUAUAAUCGCUCACUCUUGAGUUUAACAAUCAGGCUGAACGUGAAAAUAGUGUCCUACCCCUAUUUCCUGUGUUAAUCGACAAUAGAAAACAAACAAGAAAACACCCGGAUUACAAAAGCUAGUUACAAUUGCACGUCCAUUAUGCCAAAUUAGCAUGGACUCACCCAUCAUGGCUCACAACAGGAAAGGAUGUUUAUUUUAGUGUCCAGGAGAGAGCAGAGCACACCUUGGCUAGUAGAAGCUAACUGUUAGCAUUAGCAAUUCCUUCAGUCUUGUGUUAAUUUUGGAAAGUAAACCAAUUAAGUUUGCUCCUCCUACAUUUGCUUCUCAUACAGUUAAAAUGUUAUUUUUUUAACUAACUACUGAUUUACCGUAAUUUCCGGACUAUAGAGUGCACCUCAAUAUAAGCCGCACCGGGCUAAAAGCCGCAGAUAUAUACUGAAUUGAAAACGUAGUUUAACUGAACGUAACUGAACUGAUCAGUAUCAAACAAGACAGAAAAGUUAUUGAUUAGUUUAUUCAUCGUACUCCUGCACACUGAAACCACUGAAGUCAUCAUCUUCUUCAGUGUCGGAGUUGAACAGCCUCAGAAGAGCUUCGUCACAUACCUUUUCUGUGGUGAUCUCAGUGUCGCUCUCUGUGUUGCUGUCAUCAUCCCGGGGUGAAGCUGGGAAAACAAGCAGCGCCGUUUUACUGUGAAAAAAAAUCAUCCUGGGCGCUUUCCGUAGCACUCCUUUAACCAUUCCUGCAUUAGACUUUCCAGCAUCCAUCCUUUCUGGUUGACUAAAGCCGCACCUCAUUAUAAGCCGCAUGGUUCAAAGCGUGGGGAAAAGUAGCGGCUUAUAGUCCGGAAAAUAUGGUACUUUGAUUGUGGUAAUUUUUUUCUGAUUUCAUCUACAUUUGAUGCAUACUAAUCCAAAACAUUUCAGUUGUCAAAACAUGUUUCUGCCUUUCCUCCAUUAUUCUAGCCUCCUAAAUUCACUUUAGUAAUCAAAGAGACGUAAAUGAACCCAGGCUGGUGUAGAUGUAUGAGUUGCUAUAUAUGUUCCAAACAUUAAAGCAUGUUGUAAACCAGGCAAAAGCAUGACGGUUGGUUCAUAUGUGUGUGUAUAAUAGCAGCCAUGUGGAUAGUGCCUCUGUUUGGAGCUCUGUUUGUGCAAGUCCUUAGAAAUCAACAACGCAAGCAUUUUCAUUCAGAAAAAAGCAAUAUGUGAGUGUAGAAUAGAGAGAACUGUGACUGCAUGUGAUGAAACCACAAGGUCAGCCAUGGUAACAUUUGAGUCUGCAGGUAUCCUCAACACUGUGCAUGACAAAAGUAUUUACAAGAGCUGUGUAGGGUUUUAGAAGGCACCUAUGUUAUGCCUGCUUUCAUUUUAAAGAAACUUUAAUUUCUCUUAUGUGGCCAUUUAGUGGAGUCCAGCAGCCACAUCAACCAUGCAGCAACAUCUUAAAUGAUACGUGUAUUUAUAAUGUUAUCAUUUUUAAUCAUAUUUAGGAGGGUUCAAAAAUCUGGAGAUGUGUCUUUGCUGUACCCAUAUUUUAUUCCCAGACUAUGAGCUUUAGUUGACAACAAAAAUAACAGACUUACAUAAUGGAACCAAAUACAAGGUGAAUAAAGACUUGUCUUAAAUACAGCUGCCUUUUCGAAGAAAACAAACAAACAAAAACUAUGUGAAGUACAAUGCAUAAAGUAAUUGACUUGUCUUAAGUAAACUAUAAAGCAUGGGCAUGACCCAUAAGUCAUAGACAACUUCUCAUCAAGGACUACGUUAUUGACACUUGUGGGGAAGCAGAUCUUCAUUAGAUAAUUCAUUAUUUGCAUAAACAAAAAAUAAAUGUUUUUUCUUACGGUUAAAUUAGUAAAAUAUUAUUAUUUUAUCCUGUGAACAAUUAAGAUAAUUUAAUUUUUUAACAAGAUUCCAACUUUAAAAAAAUCAGCACCUUCAGUCAUAACAUUAAAACCACUUCUUGUUGGAAAAUCUCCAUUCUGCCAUUCACACUGAUGCCAUCUCCUUCCUAAACAAUUACAACCCCUGCAGAAGUGGCAGAAAAAAAUGUUAAUCCAACAGACAAACUAAUCAAAACACCAAUCUGGUGAUAAUGAUCAGUAUGCAUCUGUGGAAGCCAACGAUCCACCUGGUCCCAAAGACUCAAUUCCAACAUCCUCGUGCCGGAUACUCCAAAUAGCCCCGGAACUGUUUGAGCUGUUUUAGCUGCAAAAACAAAACACUGAAAUUUGGGCGGGUGGUCAUAAUGUUAUGGCUGGCCCAUGGAAUAUGUCAACAAUAAAAAUGAAAGGGUUUUCUGCCCAUCUUUAUGCGAUUUUAGGAUUUCUGUUACAGAAAAGCAUGCAAAGCUGUUAUUACAAAGUAUAGUUAAGCAUAAAAGUUCAUGAAACUUAACCAGGUUGAGAUUUGUAUGACUGGAAGGUUAAAACUUGCCUCUGACUGCCGUGUUUCAUUUAGAAACAUCCAUAAAUGCAAGAAUCACCUGAUUUUGGUCUCUAGACCAUGUUUUUGUUUUGUGCCUGGCACACUUUCUCUCUUGGGUGUCACAUUUUAUAAAUAAAAGGCCCAGAAAAACUAUAAUUUCAUUUACCCAAAGCAAGAAUAAAUGCAUUUCCUUAAAGACAGAAAAAGUUAGCUGCUGACUGGAAUUAUUUGUGCAAACCAAAACAAUGUUUUAUUUAGUUUUCCACUUUUGGUGAUUUGCACAAAACAAGCCCUAAACAAAAGCAUCUUCUAAAUGUCACUUUAAAAAAAAAUCUUUGACAAUGUUAUUUAGAACUGGGUGAGGAUAUAUGCAUGUGUUAUGAUCUCAUGUGACAGCAGACAUUUUAAAGAAAAUCCAGAAUUCUCAGCAGUUAUCUAAAGGACCAGAGCUCGCAGUGUUGUCUGCAUCUUUACUGGGAUUUUUUCACUGCCGUAGCGCGACGACGUAGCUCACCAGCCCUUCUGUUCUCAGCCUGAAGCCACCGCAAACCAAAAACACGUCUGCUUUUACCACCGUUUCUUGUUUCAGUUCAUUUACAAAGAGGGACAUGCUCCUGUGUCAAACCAAAGCUUUUCACGUGUGCACACUGAAAGCUUUUUCUCGUUUGUCACAAAGAAAACCAAAACAACAUUGUAUUUUUUUCCUUCCACCAUCUUUAACUGUAGACAAACAAGGCUGGUGUGUUUUCAUCUCCACCUGCAGGCUCAAUUCUUGACUUUCUCUCCAGUAUUUUGCACUUAACAAAUGUAGCAAUACCUACAGGAUGGAGGGAGACUUGUGUGGUUCACCAGUAUUUAAGUGAAAAAAUGACAUUUUAUUUCAGUAUCUUGUUUGGUUUUGUAUAAAAUAUACACUGUACAGAUUCAAAAAUAUAUUAAGACUAAUGUCUUUAAAAAAAGUAUUUAUUUUUACUGUUUUGUAAUUAAGACACAAUACUGUAGCUCCUCGAUUGCCAGACUUACUGGAAGUGCCUCUCAACAAUGUACAACAAAGUAACUAUACAAUAUACUGGGAUUAUUAGAACCCGUCACUAGCAAAGCAUUGAUGUUGUAUUGUGACUACUGUUGAAUAAUAAGAUUUAUUAAUGCUGCA
Nothobranchius furzeri (turquoise killifish) is the source of this 21597-nucleotide messenger RNA. Lineage: Eukaryota; Metazoa; Chordata; Actinopteri; Cyprinodontiformes; Nothobranchiidae. The record is from RefSeq and is a predicted model, not a curated record.